CGGGCAGCUCCGGGCGCGGGCAGGAGGAGGAGCCGCACGGGAGCGCUCGUGCCGGCCAGGCUGGAAGAGCCCCGCCGGCCGCCCGCGCUGACUCCCGCUGUGCUCAGCGAGCCAGGGCUGCGGCCACCCGCGCUCCGGCCAGCGGCUCGUCGGGGCCCGCGGACGGCCCGGCGGCGCGCGGGGAGAUGUCCGGCGGCCGCAGGAGGGGCAGCGCCCCCUGGCACAGCUUCUCUCGGUUCUUCGCUCCGCGGAACCCUUCCCGGGACAAGGAAGAGGAAGAGGAGGAGAAGCCGGGGACCGGCCAGCCGGCGGGAGCGAACCGGAGUGCAGCCAGUGCUGAAAAUGAGUCUAUGAGCACAAGUCAGAAAAAGGAAAAUGCUCCUUCAUCAGAAGCAGUAAAGAUUCCCCAAGUCGAGGACAGAAGGAACCCUGCUGAGCAACCAGCCAUUCUUCCCAUGGUGGAUGACCCCCUAAAGCCAAAGGACCUUCCAGAUUCCACAGUGGAUGCCAAAACAGGCGAAAGUGACCGGCAGCCAAAAGAAAGCUUUUUUCAGUUUCUUGGGAACUUAUUCAAUAUCUCAGGAAAGUCAUCUCUUGGAGAGGUUAAGCAAUCUUCUUUCAAAGAUGACCAGGAUAAACCUGAGAAAGACCCACAGACUCCCACAGGCCCUCCUGAGGAGGGGAGCCAAAGGGAGAAAGAGAUCACCAGCUGCCCAGUGAGGACUCGGAUACUUCCUGAGGACCAACGAGAGUCCAACUCCUCAGAACUCUCUGAUGCCUUUUCUUUGGACACAACACAGGAGAGCGAACAGGAAACCACUGAUACGCUGAAAACAGACACGGCCGGUAAGCCCGAGAAGCCCUCAGUGACAUAUGCAACAUACCGAGGCCCUACACAAAUCAGGAAGUAUUUGAAGAAACAGCCUGGGUCGGAAACUGUGAAUCACUUAAACCGAGAGGAUGGAAACUCUGACUCAAGUACCCAGGCACGCACUGGCUCUAGAAGCAUACCGGACACUGUGACGGUCCCGCUGUCCACAGCCAGCAAAGACGUGACCACAAAAGGACACUUGCUUGGAGGUCCAUUGGAAGUCUCUGGUUAUAGCCAAACAAAUACCAACAUAGAAAACGAUCUGGAAAGCCCCCCAGAACUGCAGAAAAUUGCCUCAUCUAAGUAUAUUUUAAAUAAAAAUAGCCUUGGAGACCCCAGCAGCAGUUGGGCCUCCCCUUCUUCCGUGUCUAACCCCAGCUAUGUUGUUGGGGAACCUGACUCACAGAUGGAGAGGAGUUUAGUAUGUUCGUCAGUGUUUAGAGGAAGUAAAAGUAGCCAAGGCCCUUGUCCAGAAUUUCAGAGAAAAACGGCAACCGAAAAUACACUGAGAGUAAACAGCUCUGCCGUAAGUGAUGGGCUGCCGUCAGUGCCGGCAGAGGAGCGCGUUCAGCCGCAGAGGCCCGCUGUUUCGGAUUUCUCUUGUAGUAAAUCUGAUGGGAGUGACACUACCAAAAUGGAAAGUACAAAUUUGUCAAGUCCGAAUAAAUCAAUUAGGCAUGAAGAUGUACGGUUGCCAGAGAGUAAGUGUUGUGACAAGCCAGCAGUAGAUAACCCAUCGAGGCAGGAUGUCAAUCACACCCGAGUUACCACUCUCCGGGGACAUGCUGUGACAGACUCGGGACUUGUAAAUGAAGGAAAGAAGCUACCUGCCCAAGACAAACAGAAAAAUGUGCUUUCAGAAGUCUUGAGAGAAACAGAAUGUGCCUCAGGGAGCGAGCCCACAACUUAUAGUCAUGUAAGAGCUCCAGAAGUCAGAAUUGAGUCCUUACCCAAAGAAACUGAGCUGCCGUGUGACACAGAAACAGAAAAGCUUGGUGUGGAACCACAUGUCCAAACUCCUCCUCAGGAGAUGGGAGAAACUCAAGAGGACCCUGGGUCUGUGAAGUCUGUCAGUGACUCAGUGGGUAUAGCAUGCACAGAAAGUGAAACAGCGCAUGAACUAAAAUCUGAAUCUAACAGGAAUCCUAUUUCUGAUUCUCCUUGUCUUCUAGAGCCUCUUCAGCAAGGCGAAGUUUUCUCCGAGGCUGAGACACCUCUUAACCUUGACUGUAAAACUUCUGAUUGCAGUGCCUCGCCUCCUACCUCCGCUUCUAGAACAGACAGGCUUGGCCAGUUGGGUUUCCCUGGUUUAAAGGGUGAGAGAUCUACGUCCAGUAGAACUGGACAGGGCAAUGUUUGUUCUCAUCCUAAUGAGUGUAGAGAAGCUGUGGGAGCUCAUUCUGUGGCAGCAGACAGGGAGAACCCACGUGCCCCUCGCCAACUUCGACAAGCAUCUGCCAUCGUUGAUUCUAAGGACAUUCUUCGUGAUGGUGAAAAAUGCCAAUUCCCUUCAGGUCCUGAAACCCCUGGCACUCACUCGGCUGGGUUAGGCCUCUUAAACUUUGAGCCCGGAGACCUCUCUGAGAAUCUCAAUUCUGUUCCAUCUCACAGUCCUAAGAAAGCAGCGUUGGUGUCCUCAAGUGCUAAGGCUAGUAGGAGCCCUGUAGAGAAGUCUGAUUCUCUUCCCUUGGAAACCCAAACUGCUAAAAUGUUAGGAAACCUAGAGGUUUGUGAUCAAAGCAGCUUUCUUGUUGAGUUGAGUUCUGGAAGAGGAAAAACCUUGUCUGUGCCCCCUGUUUCUCAGGCAGAACCCAGAGAUGUUUCUCAGUGCGACAUUUCCUCCUCUCAAGGAACAGCUGCGGAAAAGCUAUCAGAGACUGUUUUAUCGGAGUUGAAUUACCUAGGUAUGGAGAAGGACAAAGACGCUCAACCAGUGGAUCACAGAGAGAGUAAAGAGUUGUGUUGCAGUGGUGGUUUUAAAGAGAAUCACCAGACUGGGAUUCCCCCUGCCUCUAAACAUCAAAGUGUACAAGAAACAGAGAUAAACACCCUAGGUACCACUGCUUCUAUUCUCAGAAGUAGGCUGCCUGGGAUUAAUCUUGCUCCAGAGGAGGAAUCCACAAGGCACAUGGCACAGAACUGUAAAGCUAGCACUAGCCUACUCAGUCCAUCUUUUGCUGUGUGUGGGACUAAAAAGAGUUCUAGCAUCUCUGAAAUGGAAGAACUGCGUUUAGACAAUAUUUCUCCAAAAUUCCAAGAAACUGACAACACACAAGUAUAUACAUCUUUUCUGGGUUCUGAUGGCCGUUUGGAGAAAAACGUGUUAGCGCCUGAGGUCUCCAGCUCACUGAAUGUGCCUUCUCUCCCGGGGUUAGAAGGGGAAGACUCCUCACAUGGAGACAACUCUUACUUCCAGAGUGCUGGCACUGGUUCCACAUCUCCCUCUUGUCACUCUAAAGGAGAUAGCACAGAUGUAAAUUCACAUGAUCUCCCAAGUAACUUUGAGUCUUUAAAAGUGAAUGUAAAUCUCACAGGUGAAGGUGCUUCUGUUACUGACCCACUGGGCCAUAAUAGCUUUUAUUUGGCAUUAGACAUACCUAACCCAAAAGAGACAGACAUGACCUCCAUUCAGGGAGGUUUGGGCACUCAUACUAGGAAGGCAUCUCUUGAUUCCCCAACCACUGCCUACUUUGACAAUCCCAUGAAAGCAGAGACCGGAACAGUUGCUGGGGCACCAGUGUCAGUUAACCGAUCAUGCCAGCAGUGUUCUGAGGCAUCUGCUGACCAGACAGAAGCAAGGAGAAGAGCACAUGACCCACUUUUACUCAGAAGUAGUUUACUCGCAAAAGCUGAUACGUUGACUGAGGAGAUUUUAAGUUCUAUCAGAGAAGAACUAAAAUCCAAACACACAGUUGGUUCCUGCCAGGAGCAUCUAGCCCAAGAUGAUAUAAUGAAUCCAGGUACUGUGAAAGAAGCUAUCCCAUCAGAAGUGGUGUUAGCAGGGAUCCAACUGAAAGAGAGUUUGGACGAGAAAGGUGUGGACAAUAUGUCAGAAGUCAAAGAGGAAGAACAGACCAGUGUUUCAUCUGUGGUUAGUGAAACAAGUCUCCUUUUUGAUCUUGAUAGAGUGCAUAGCUCUUAUUUGUUAGAAGAACAGGCCAAGGAAUUAGUCAAUGAAGUUACUUAUGCAGUCCAAGAAAAUUUGUUAAAUGAUGCUUUUGAUGAGAUUGAAAAUACCUGGGUUUCUGAACCUCAGGCUGACCCUUCAAAUAUCUGGAACAGCAAUGGCGGUGAUGAACCACAUGCUCUAGUUAGGGAGUUCUUGGUAGCAGAACAGACAGUAAAUCAAAGCACAUGUGAAAUUAGUGAAAAUGAAGUAUUAAGUAAAUUCUCCUCCGUAAGUCACUUACUUAGUGGCACAGAAUCCGUUAAAGGAAGAGAAAUUGUUCCCUAUCAAGAGUCCCCAGGUUUUGGAAGUGGGGCUGGACAGUCUGUCAGUAGGAAGUUGCAGAGAUCAGAGACAGUUGUGCAAGCUGAAGGCAUGCCCCCUACGUCCUUAGAGGGUAAAGUGAGGCCGCGUUUGUUUGUCAGUGAGGACUAUAGAAAGGCAGCAGAAACAGAGUGUGUGGAUAAUCACAAGAUGGCAACAGAAGAGACUAGAACUCUUGUACUAAAUUUCAACUUGCCUCUUGCAAACGAUGACAUCCAUGCACCGGGAACCUCCAAAAGCAGUUUCUCUGAUAGCCUCGUAUGCAUAUCUGAGAAAAGCUUGCCGUGGCACAAUAAGAGCAUGCCCCUUGUAAUGUCAGAUUUAGGGAAAGCAUACAAAAUCGAUAACGAAGUGAAUGUAGGGAAAAUGGUGGCCCUACCUUCCAUGUUGGAAACAGGAAAAACGAAUAAAAGGGACGCCGAACUGAAUAUUAGGAAACACGAAGCAGCCCCUCUUAUGCCACACAGGGAAAAAACGUGCAAAAUGGAUGCUGAGCUGAACAUCAUGAAAGCCGAGCCAGAGGUUAACAUGUUCACGAGAGGAGGCGUCUACCAAAUGGAUGCUCAGAUGCAUGUUGAAAAACCCGAGGACUUGCCUGUCACUUUGGGAAUGGAAAAGGCUUACAAGAUGGAUAGCGAGGGGGACAUUGGCAAAGCAGACGUCAUGCCCGUUAUGUCAGAACUGAAGGCUCUCCAUCUAAAAGACGCUGAGGGAGACAUUGCAAAGACUGAGGUGGCGCCCAUUUCAAUCGAGAUGGAAAGUUUUUACCAAAAACACGCUGAAGGGGAUGUUGGCAAGACGGGGGUCGCAUCUGUGAUGUCAGACGUGGACAUUUUCUACCAAAAGGAUGUUGUGGGGAUUUCUCCAAAGGCCGAAGUGACAACUGUUACCUUAGGAAUGGAAGACACUUACCAGAAGGAGGAAGAAAGUGAUGUUGCAAAGACCGAUGUGACAGGCAUGGUGCCCGCUGAACUAGAAAUGGAAGAUACUUAUCCAAAGGGCUCUGAAGGAGAUACUGACAGUACUGAGGGGAAGCCUAUAAGACUAGAAGUCAUAAAUAUUUAUCAAAAAUACAGUGACAGAGUUACCGGAAAGAUGGGGAGACCCAUGUCUCCUCUAAGGGAUGCUGAGGAUGUCCUAGGAAAUUCUGAAACAGUCCCAUUUGUGUUAGAUGUGAAGGAAACGUACCAGGAGACAGUACAUUCUCCGUUGGACAUCUUGGAAAAGAGGGUUCAAAGAGACACUGAAGAGACAAAUGGAACUGAGCCUGUGCCUUCUGAAAUAAACAUGGAAGUAAUGGCUCCAGAAGAUUCCAGUGGCAGCAUCAAGAACCCUGAAGUUGGUACAGAGGUAGCCAUCGAGAGCACCAAUAGAACAACACCAGAGGUGACCAUUACCCGAAUGGAGGCCAUGGGUCCUGUCUAUGAAAGUGAAAUGGGUCCUCAGGAGUACAUGGAGAAGAGCAUUGGAGAACUAGAAGAGCUGUCCAGUGAAGUAAAAGAAGGCUUGAUCUUGCAUGGUGACAGGCUUGCUUCACAUUUCAGGGGCUAUGAGUCACCUACGCUAAGUAGGGAUUAUGAGGGCUACCCAGCCUUAGCAAUGCCAGAUUUUCAAGAAGAGGACACAGUAGUAAGGCUCAACAAAAUAAUGUCUGUUCCUGCAGUAGAUGACAAGAGGAGGGAUAUGGAUUAUAGAGGAGAAAAGGAAGAGUCCGAUUUAGCCUUUGUGUCUCAAGAUGAGCAAGACAGUUCUUCCUUUACUAUAUUGUAUGAGGAGCCCCUUCAAGAGGAGGACAAGAAAAUCUCUGCAGAAGUACGAGGAACACGGUCUCUCUUGUUUCCUGACACCUCCUCCAGUGGCAUGCCUGGCCUGGCAUGCGAAAGGUCUGAGAGCAGAACUGACCUGGUCCAUCAUUUUGAAAAAGAAGGUAAACUAGCGGAGGCAUUCGAUGGAGACAAUUCAGAGAUGUUCUUAUCGGUGGAAGCCAAGAGGUACAAAAUCUAUCCCUUAGCCCUGAGUCCCAUUUAUGAGGAUGACAGUUCACAGGAGGACGUUCUAUCCAAUGAGGUCUCGCCUGGUCACCAUGGCUCCACCAAGUCAAGGGAGAGCGCAAACCAGCCCUCAUCCGUCUUAUCCCUCCUACAGUCAGUAUCAGAGCGCUUACAGAGAAACUUUGAUGGAGAUGAUGGAGAUGACAGACAGGUGGCUGAGGAAGAGGAGGAGGAAGCAGCAGUAGCAGCAGCUUCAGGUAAAGGUUUGAGAACUGAAAGGAGGGAACGUGUUACCUUCCACUUGCCGGAUCCUUCCAUCACCUUUUACCCCGACGAUGAUCAGGAAAGCGCUGGAAUUUCCAAGUCUUAUGUAGAGUUCAGUGAACCCACAACCUCCAGUCUGCAGCAUAGCCUGUGGCCAGAGAAGGUGCCCUUUCUGCAAAAAUCCGAUCUGACUUCUAAGUUGCAUUCUUCUUUGAAGAGUGCCUAUCAUCAGUACUUGCAGACUUCCCGGACUCACUCCUCCGAGACAGGGACCAGAUUUGGUGGCACCCUUCAGGAGCCGGUGUCCAAGCAUUUCCGCGUGCAGGACCACGCAGGCAGACUGAGUGCAUACAUGGAGAAUGUUGACAGACUCACUCUAAGAUGUAAUCCAAGGCCCGGCAAGAUGAUUAUCUAUGAUCUCCAUGGAAGUAAAUAUAAACAAGAAGUCUACUGUAAUAUCCCUGAUGCCACAGCAUGGUCUUUCCCGAAUGGGGCACUGAUAAAAGUUGUAAGGGGCUGCUGGAUUUUGUAUGAGAAACCCCAUUUCCAAGGUCAGAAGUGUGUGUUGGAAGAAGGGGAAAAAGUGUUAAACCGGGACUGGCUCCUUCAGAACAGGAAGCACCCAGAGAGAACCUUCGUCCUGGGCUCUAUCAAACGUGUCUUAAAGGAUUGCAGCAUUCCGGAAAUAGAGCUGCGCCCCAAGUCUGACCCUGGGUGGUGCCCCAUCUACAUACACCGAUCCAUCCCCAAUCUGGAAGAGCUGAACAUCCCCAAGUCUUCGACCUUCACCGUGAAGUCAGGAGUUUGGCUGGCCUACCCAGAUGUUAACUUUAAGGGGCAAGCUACAGUUCUGGAGGAAGACCAGGGGCUCUUCGAGAUUUCUGCGGCAGAGAUGAAAUCGCUGCAGACUCUUCAAAUGGGUGGACUGAAAGUGGAAAUGCCUAUGAACUUAAAGGUUAUCAUUUAUGAGAAACCUCAUUUCCGUGGACAUGCCAAAGAGUUUAGUGAACAUAUAGAGUCUGUCCCUAAGUUUUUAAAAAGUGACAAGGACUUCCGUGGCAUUGGAUCAAUUCGUGUCAUUGGUGGAGUGUGGGUUGCCUAUGAAAAGGAACAUUUCAAAGGCCAGCAAUUCCUACUAGAAGAAGGGGACUUUGAAGAUAGCAGUGCUUGUGGGGCAUUAAGCGGACCCAUCAUGUCUUUCCGGUACCUACAAGCUAAUUUCAUAGAAUCUUCGAUCACACUGUUUGAAUCUGACCUAGAAAGCGGGAAGUUUAUUGACAUUACGAAUCAGGAAAUUUCUGACUUAGAAGAAAUCGGCUUUGGCCGUGAAACAAGAUCCAUUCAUGUGAAGAGUGGCGCAUGGGUUGCCUACCACCAGAAGUUCUUCUGUGGAGAUCAGUACAUCUUAGAGAAAGGAAAAUACAAAUGCUUUUUUGAUUGGGGAGGCUCAAGUAACAUAAUCUUGUCAAUCCGACCGAUCCAACUGGAACCGCUUGGGAUAAAUGAGCCUCCACACUUGCUCAAAGCAUUCAGUAAAGCAGGCUUCCAAGGAGAGUGUAUCGAUUUCAUAAAAGAAUGCGCUGAUCUGACCUCCUUCACGCCCGCGUCCUUUAAGGUUCUCCGUGGCUGCUGGCUCCUGUACUACCAAGAAGACGGUUUCUAUCAUCAGUGCGUACUGGAAGAAGGCCUCUACACUGAUCUCACUUCCUGUGGCUGCCCAUCAGCUAGAGUCAGGGCGCUCAAGCCCAUCGACUAUUUUUUUGAAGAACCUUCCAUCAGCCUUUUUGCUCUAGAACAUUGUGAGGGAAGAGAGCUACAUCUUGAAGACGCCGUGAAUUCUGUUUUGAACAAGGACCUACACUUCUAUACCCAGUCUGUGUGGAUAAAGAGUGGCUUAUGGAUAGCUUAUGAAGGUUCCAAUUUCUUGGGAAGGCAAAUCCUCCUUGUGCCUAAUGAGAUCCCAAAUUGGACAGCAUUCAGUGGGUGGAAAACGAUCGGUUCUGUGCGCCCUAUGAGGCAGCCUGCAGUGUACAUCAGAAUAAGGAACCGAGCCCAGGAUGAAUAUCUGACCGUCACUGGGAACCCAGCAGAUGCACGGACAAUGUCUGUAUGCGUCUCUCCCUACAGUGGAAAAGACACUCAGAUCUGGCACUACUGCCGAGGACUGUUUAAAUCCAAGGCCAGUGACACAUGUCUUGAUGUGAUUGGAGGCCGGGACACUCCAGGAGCCAAGGUAGCCUUGUGGACUGAACAUGGGCAGUUCAGGCAGAAGUGGAGAAUGAACAGAAAUGGAACCAUCAGCUCUUAUCUCAGUGAUGAACUUGUCCUGGAUGUUAAAGGAGGAAACUAUUGUGACAAGACUCAUGUCAUUGUAAAUCAGCCCUUGGAAGGAGAAGAAACACAGAAAUGGGACAUUGAAAUCUUGUGAGAGAAUCACAAGAGCACCUCCACCCACUCUUGCCCUGUGUGCAAGGGAAGGAAGCUGCUGUGUUCACACUAGUGCACUGUACACAGAAACUUUCUCCCAAGCAGUGAAACCACUGCUCCAUGGAAAUGCUAAAACAUUCUCACCAGUUAUGGAGUGUCCUUGUGAAGAAAAUGUAAAUUAUUUCUUUUCCUGAUGGAUCCAGUUGUAGUGACCAAUUUCUUUUCUCUCCUAAGCACUAACCAUGACUUCUGUCCUUGAUGGCGCCGAGUUGUCUGGACAGUGUGUUCUACGCAUUAGUUAGUAACCAGUGUCCUGCUCCAUGCUCCUGUGAAUGAGGCCCAGGGAAACAAAUUCCUGCAGGUUAUCAUACUCCUGCAGGAAGAUGAGUCAUUUUUAGCACCAUCCGAAGACUUACUUUAAAAAGCUUUUGUAUUAAGUUGCUGCUGUAUUAGUUUCUAUAUAGAAACCUUUUAACUGAAACACUCAUAAGUAUUUAUAUUUUUUAAUUACUUGACUCCAAGGAAGGACCUUGGCUUCUUGAGGCAAAAGGCACUAGUACUUAAAGUACUUUCUGUGGCAUGGCCAGUCUUUACUGUUUUUUUAACUACAAACCUAGCAUCCCAGUGUGCUCACCAACACGUCCUGAGGUGACAAUACUCUUGAGAGUGCCUACCUUACAUUGUGCCUGACCUAAGGAGGAAAAGUAAUAUCAAGACCGAGUCACUUAUGUCUAAGACCUGAACAUGUCCCUGGAGUAAAGCACUACUCGCAGGUUCAGAUAGAGCAAACAGGGUUUCUAAUUUGUCUCUGACACCUGAACAGGCACAGCUGAGCAAAGCCAGGUACAGAGGCACCUGCACAGUAUAUAGGUCAACAGCCAAAAUUUGCUUCAGAUAGCCACUGCUUUCAGCCCCAGUUUUGACCAGAAAAAAAACAAAACUUAUUUUUUACAGAAAUUCUCCAGCAAUAUUUUUAAAUACCAACUUGUAUGCACUUUAGAAUGUAAAAUAACCGUGAAUACUUAAGACACAAAGAGCCACCUACUUGGAUUAUUUUUUAUACUCUUGGUCUUUCCAUGUAUAUACUGGCCUCUUUUUUUUUUUUUUUUUUUUUGGUCUGGCUCUUCUGUCAUCUUCCAAGCAGCGUCUGAAAGCUCCAAAUAUGCACAGAUGCUGGGUACCUCUUAUGGGCUGGCAGUAUUACACAAAACAUGUUUAUUUUAAUGGGGAAAGGGGUCAUUUAUGCUCAAAGAUUGUAUAUUUUCAUUGUAAAAAAAAAACAACUUUAUUCCUAAGUUUUAAUUGUUAAAAAGUAUUUUUGGAGCCAAGGAUGCUCUUUAAAGGAGUUAUUUUUUCCAAAGAACCAAGACAAAGAAGCCAGGUUAAUGACAUAAUUCUAUAUGACGUAUGUACUGGAGUUGUGCCUUUUCUACAACACUGGAUUAAAUAAACUUGUCCAAAGUAUCAUUUUA
Rattus norvegicus (Norway rat) is the source of this 10515-nucleotide messenger RNA. It is a transcript of the gene Crybg3, whose product is annotated as crystallin beta-gamma domain containing 3. Gene Ontology annotation, cellular component: protein-containing complex. Gene Ontology annotation, molecular function: carbohydrate binding; protein kinase A binding. Lineage: Eukaryota; Metazoa; Chordata; Mammalia; Rodentia; Muridae. The record is from RefSeq and is a predicted model, not a curated record.